AUGGAUAAUGAUGUCUGCGGUGUACAGACAGGCACACCGGAUGAUGCUCUGUCUGUCGCACACAGCCCACACACUGAUGAGGGUCAUUACAUGACCAGCCAUGAAUCAUGGAGUGUUAUGAUGGCUGAUGGCCAAUACCCCGGAACCACCCUGGACCAACUGUCGUCAAGUCUUUUCCAGACUGUGCCAGUCUCGCCGCCUCUGACUGAAGCUAGCAAUGAUAUUCCCAUUACUUCUUCAUGUUCACACCAGGGAUUUCCUUCUUUCAUGACCGCAGAUGAUUCCAUUCUGGGAGAGUUCACCUCCACCUCGCCCAUUACCAACCACGGGAUUAACCCAGCGGAGCCCUUGUUCCCAAACACAUCCACUCCUCUCAGUGAGCAGGACCCUAACAGGACCAUCAGACCUUCCAAGCAAUCCCGUCGGACAGCCCUUCCAGGUGCUUCUCAGCCCGAUAUCAAGGUUGAACAGGAUUUCUUCCCUCCUCUGCCCAUGAGAGAGCCAGCUCGCCAAAGAUCCAAGGAUGGAAUUGAAGGCCGCAACCCGCGCGAGCACCACUACUACUCCCUUCCCACUCACAGUGAUGGAAAAUACUACUGCCCCUUUGCCAAUGGAGAGAAGCCAUGCAACCACCCACCCACCACGCAAAAAUGCGCUUACCAGCAAGUUCCCCCUAACACUCACACCUUUAAGAACAAGUACUUGGACUCCCACCUGAAGCCCUACCGCUGUAAGGUCCCAGCCUGCGUGGGUAACCAACUCCGCUUCUCCUCCAACGCAUGCCUCUUCCGCCACGAACGUGAAGCCCACGGACUACAUGGCCAUGGAGAUAACCCCCACCUCUGCCUGUGGGAAGGAUGUGAGCGAUCCGUGCCUGGAUAUGGAUUCCCUCGUAGAUGGAACCUGUACGACCACAUGCGUCGUGUCCACGACUACGUCUCUUCCGAGCGCCACAGCUCCCCAGAGACUUCCCCAUCUGCCCCCAUUCCACCCAAGAAGAAGGAAUCCCCCACUGCCACUGGCCGCAAGCGCAGAAGUGUCACGGGUCCCACCCCGGCCCCAACCAUGAAGCGAACCCGCUCCAUCCACUCUCAGACCGGACCCGUCAAGACUGUUCAGUCCACCGCUCAACAUGGUCAGCGACUUCGCACCGCCGAGCACAACUACUACAAGUGUCGCUCGCGUCUUCUCGAGGAACUAGCCAAGAUCAGUCCCCAGGAUACCUCGAUGCACGAGAAAGUCAACGCCAGUCUCCAGGAACUGUUUACUCUGGGCCUGAACUACCGACAGAUCGAAGCCAGUCAAGUGAUUUCCCAAGUUCCAAAUGGAUUGCCUGCGUGA
Messenger RNA from Penicillium malachiteum, 1341 nucleotides. RefSeq names its product putative C2H2 finger domain protein. The transcript is spliced from 3 exons. The record is from RefSeq and is a predicted model, not a curated record. NCBI's taxonomy places the organism in Eukaryota, Fungi, Ascomycota, Eurotiomycetes, Eurotiales, Aspergillaceae. The coding region runs from base 1 to 1341 and encodes 446 amino acids.